UAAAACUUCAAAUACAAAUUACAUUAAUCUUAGCCAAAAAUAACAGUGGAACAUGACUACUGCCAUCGUUGUCGGAGCUACAGGCAUUCUGGGCCGAGAAAUCGUUCAUCAGCUAGGCCAAAAUCCACAAAAAUGGAGCAAAGUCUAUUCCUUGUCACGCUCCCAGAAAGAAGAGUUCCCUUCCAAUGUUGAACACAGACAUAUCGACCUCACUGGGAACGCCGAUGAUGUAGCCAAGAACCUAGAGGGUAUAACGGCUGAUUACGUCUUCUUUGCUGCUUACCUCCAGGAGGUAGACGAACAGAAGAAUUGGGAUGUUAAUGGCGAUAUGCUACAAGCAUUCCUCGAUGCACUUGUCAAGAACGGCAUUGAUAAGCAACUCAAGAGAUUCUUACUUGUGACGGGUGCGAAGCAAUAUGGUGUCCAUCUCGGACCUGUCAAGAAUCCUAUGCUUGAAUCUGAUCCUUGGCUGACUGACCAGUCAACCUUCCCGCCAAACUUCUACUAUCGUCAGCAGGAUAUCCUGAGGAAGUUCUGCGACAAGUCAAGCGGCCGCAUCAGCUGGAAUGUCACUUAUCCUAACGAUGUUAUUGGCUAUGCACGAGGAAACUUCAUGAACCUGGCCACGGCAGUUGGCAUUUACGUGGCGGUCAACAAAGAGCUUGGCAAAGACCUUGUCUUCCCUGGUUCGGAAAGAUUCUACGCUGGAUUCGACUCCUUCACUAACGCAGAGCUUCAUGCAAAGUUCUGCGAAUGGGUCGUUCUCGAGUCUUCAACUGCCAAUGAGGCUUUCAACGUCGUGAAUGGCGAUACUGAGAGUUGGCAGAACCUGUGGCCUAAAGUCGCAGAACGAUUCGGCACGAAGGUCGAUACCUCUCAAUUCAAGCGGUCUCAUCCAUUGAGCUCAUCUAGCGAUUUGCACCCCGUUCCUCCCAUUAGUUUGUAUGAGGAGAAGUCAGGGCUUAAAGGUAUCACCAAACCAGGCAAGAUGGAGCAGACAAUCGAUUUGGUCAAAUGGAGCCAGCAGUCCGAGAUCAAGGAAGCUUGGAAAAAGAUUUCCCAGCGAGAAGGCUUGGAUGAAAAGGCGCUGGAACAGGCUACCUGGGGAUUCCUCGGGUUUGUGCUUGGAAGAAACUAUGAUCUCGUCAUAAGUAUGAGCAAAGCUCGAAAGUUUGGUUGGACUGGAUAUACGGAUAGUUGGGCGGGCCUGAGCAAGGUAUUUGAUACACUCAAGGAUGCUAAGGUACUUCCUUGAACUUUGUAUGCUUGGAACAAGAAUACAAGUGAACAGUAUCUAUAAUAGAAUGACUGGCUCAACAUAUUUUUCAUACAACCUUGAAUUCCUUCACAGAUCUGUUUCGCUCAUGUUCUUCCGUAGGACUCGUGCAGCAUGGCGAGCCAGGAGGUUAUGUGACUCAACAGCAUCGAGCAAGACCAAUCCAGCUUCAAUAGCCUCGAGGUACUCUCGAUUAUCUUUCGAGCUAUUACUUUGGCAUUCGCGCAGAAGAAACAUGGCGGAAGAAUAAAUGUGGUAAGAGAGUGCCCUAUUGAUUCAGCAUUCUGAUACGAACCUCCAGGAGGAUCAUUGCUUACCACUGCUUUCUGGUUGAUGCCG
This is a messenger RNA of Fusarium redolens, 1615 nucleotides long. RefSeq lists its product as uncharacterized. Bases 53 to 1255 code for a protein of 400 amino acids. The transcript is spliced from 3 exons. The record is from RefSeq and is a predicted model, not a curated record. Lineage: Eukaryota; Fungi; Ascomycota; Sordariomycetes; Hypocreales; Nectriaceae.